Molecule: messenger RNA, 336 nt
Organism: Schistocerca piceifrons (Central American locust)
Lineage: Eukaryota; Metazoa; Arthropoda; Insecta; Orthoptera; Acrididae
Exons: 1
Coding region: 1-336 (111 amino acids)
Biological process (GO): RNA 5'-cap (guanine-N7)-methylation
Molecular function (GO): RNA binding
Source: RefSeq, a predicted model, not a curated record
AUGGAUUCAGAAAAUAAUGAUAAUAGUGUUAGCAAUUCAUCAGAAGAUGUGUUGACAGAGGAGCAGAGACAGUUUAUUGAAAUGUGUGAGACAGAAUUCUCAAAUAGAUUUACAGAAACUGAUGAAGAAUAUUGUAAAGUACAACAGACAAGAAUGUCACCUCCAAUAGUUGAUCCGUGGUAUAACAAACCUAGGCGUAAUUAUGACUGGCCUGCUCGAGAAGGAAGUGGACAUCGCAGGAAUCCAUCGUGGCGUAGUGAGAGAUGGCAAUCUCAAGGUGGUUACCAGCAUCCUAGACAGGAUCACUAUUAUGACAGAAGACAUAGGCCUUAUUGA